Messenger RNA from Helianthus annuus (common sunflower), 2366 nucleotides. RefSeq names its product protein ASPARTIC PROTEASE IN GUARD CELL 1. Gene Ontology annotation, biological process: proteolysis. Bases 30 to 1469 code for a protein of 479 amino acids. Gene Ontology annotation, molecular function: aspartic-type endopeptidase activity. The record is from RefSeq and is a predicted model, not a curated record. The transcript is spliced from 3 exons. Lineage: Eukaryota; Viridiplantae; Streptophyta; Magnoliopsida; Asterales; Asteraceae.
CUCACUUCACGCACAUCAAGAAACCAAAUAUGUCUUCUUCUCACUCCCUCCUCUUCCUCUCUCUCCUCACUCUCUCUCUCUACACCACCACCUCCGCCACCACCACCACCACUCUUGAUGUCGCCGCCGCCGUACAGACCACCCUAGACCUCCUCAACCCAACAUCAUUCCAACAACAAGCCGACAAAAUCCUUCCACAAAACACAUCUUCCUUAAAAUUCACCAUCCACCCCAGAUCCUCCGUUCACGUUAGCCACAACCACCAUGAUUACGGAUCGCUAACUCUCGCCCGACUCGCCCGUGACUCAGUCCGAGUCAACUCAAUUGUAACCAAACUUGAUCUCGCUAUCUCUGGUACCAACAAGUCCGAGAUGAAACCGGAUAAGUCCAUGAUGUUAAAACCCGAGGAUUUAUCGACUCCGAUUACUUCGGGUAUAUCUCAGGGAAGCGGAGAGUAUUUUGCGCGAGUCGGGUUGGGUACACCGCCGCAAUUGUAUUAUAUGGUGAUCGACACUGGAAGUGAUGUCAAUUGGCUUCAGUGUCAGCCGUGUAACGAUUGUUACCAACAAACCGAUCCGAUUUUUCGACCUUCGGCGUCUAGUUCGUACAAUGAGCUGACCUGUAGUGCGCAGCAGUGUGCGGCUCUCGACAUCACUGCCUGCCGAAUGAACCACUGCCUCUACCAGGUUUCGUACGGUGAUGGAUCAUUUACUGUCGGCAAACUGGUAACGGAAACGGUGACGUUUGGGAGAUCGGGUUCCGUACCGAAGGUAGCGUUGGGAUGCGGUAACGACAACGAAGGGUUAUUCGUCGGAGCCGCGGGGCUUCUCGCGCUGGGAGGCGGUACGUUGUCCUUACCCUCCCAGAUCAAAGCGACGUCGUUUUCGUAUUGUCUGGUUAACCGCGAUUCGAAAACGGCGUCGACUCUGGAUUUUAACUCCGCGGCUCCACCAAACUCGGUAACCGCGCCACUACUACGAAACCCGCGAAUCAAAACGUAUUUAUACGUGGGUUUGACCGGGAUAUCCGUCGGCGGACGUCCGUUGUCCAUCCCGCCGUCUAUAUUCGCGGUCGACGAUAGUGGGCGGGGUGGCGCGAUCGUGGACUCGGGCACCGCGGUGACUCGGUUGCAGACUCAGGCGUAUAACGCACUCCGCGACGCGUUCACAAAGCAGGCAAGAAGCUUAAAACCGACAACAGGGUUCUCGCUUUUCGACACGUGCUUCGACUUGUCGUCGUUAAGGCGGGUGGCGGUGCCGACGGUGGCGUUUAACUUCGCCGGAGGUAAAACGUUGUCGUUGAAGCCGGAGAAUUACCUGAUUCCGGUGGACUCACGUGGGAAGUUUUGUUUGGCGUUUGCACCUACGGAUUCGCCACUGUCGAUCAUCGGUAACGUCCAGCACCAAGGGACACGUGUCGGUUACGAUCUGAGAAAAUUGAUCGUUAGUUUUACUCCCCACAAUUGUUAAACUAAACGUUAAAAAGGAAAAGGUGGAAAAGGUGGAAAAGGUUCAAGUAUGGUAUGUGUAACUUUUAUGUUGUUGCACUAAUAUAGAUUAAAAAACGUUAUUAUCGCCGUUCCAAAAAAAAAACGUUAUUAUUGGAUAUUGGUGUUUUUAAUAUCUUUGAAACAUAGGAUUUUAAAGAUAUUGUGAAAAAAAAUUGUGUUAUUUUAUGUGAAGUUAAUCCAAAAUGAUCAAGAAAGUGUGAUAUGACAUACAUGUGACAUAAUAGUCUAAAUUUAGAUGGAGAACGCAACAAAAAUUUAACAAACACAUGUGACAUGUAUGCGAGAAAAAGAUCUUGUUACAUAAUAAAAACAAGAGUAAAUUUUUGUUUUCGUCCCUGAGUUUUGUCAAUUUGAACUAGUUUACUUUAAAAAUCUAAUUUAUAACAAAUCCAGCCCUGAAGUUUGCAUUUCUUAACGCUUUUCAUCCUUAAGGGUGUUUUUUCAUUUAGUUCUUAGGGAUGAAAAACGUUAAGAAAUGCAAACCUUAGGGAUGAAAAGCGUUAAGAAGUGGAAACUUCAGGGCUAGAUUUAUUAUAAAUUAGAUAUCUGAACUAAACCUCAGGACGAAAACAGAAAUUUACUCUAAAAACAGAGAAAAAGAACUUGUUACAGAAUCAAACUAUGUACAAGUGUUUUAUAUUUAAAUUUGUAAAUAUAUAAAAGAAAAUCAUAAAAUAAUUGUUUCACGGAUAUAUAACUAAAAUCACUAAAAUUUUAAAGAAACUGUAACUCUAUAGAUAUAAACAUGUGAACAAAUUUUACGUAUGUAGUUUACUUUUCUAUCCCGUUGUAUCACAUAUAAAAGCACAGAAUUUGACAAUUUUUAUUAAUUUAUUUUAGAUUUAUACUUUUCUCA